AUGUCCAAUCCCACAAUAACCGCUGUCAAUGGACACCCAGUGACUCCGCCAACGACACAAGAUCCGAAGUCUACUUCCCCCUCCGACAUCUACAAUGCCAACUCUGUCGCCGAGAUCAAGGCUACCCUGACCCACCUGCACGAGCAAGAGGCCGCCGUAACAGCUCGUCUAGAUGCCCUCGUCGCCUCGCAGAAAGACUUCUCGCGCGAAUUAGGCCGCUUGGAUAUUCUCCGCGCCCACCUCGGCUCCCAAACCAGCACCACGCGAGCAAUCAGCAAUGGCAUGCUCGCCGGGGCCGCCGCAACCGCAGACCGCAUCUCCAGUGCUGUUCGACGUUUGGAUUUGGAGCAGUCAAGGGUCAAGGACACCUUGGAGGUUGUCGAGCAAGUCUCGGAGUUGAAAGCAUGUGUACUAGGUGUCGCAGGCUCCAUGGGGGCGCCCCAGGACUGGGAGAGAGCAGCUAGCUAUUUGGAUCGCGCAGCCAAGGUGCCGUCGGAAGUGGUUCAGGGCGCCUUUGCGGCGGAGAUGGUGCCUACCGCGGAGGUUCCGGACCCCCCGAAUGUGACACUGGACAAUGCGGCCGAGUCGCUAUGUGGGCUGUUUCUGCGCGAGUUCGACAAAGCUGUCAAGGAGAGCAAUGGAGCUAAGAUCACACGGUUCUUCAAAUUGUUCCCGUUGAUUGGGCGCUCGGAGGUUGGGCUAGAUGUUUACGGACGAUAUGUCUGUCAGGGCGUGGCAGCGAAAGCGCGGUCGAAUCUCAAUACAGGAAAUGGGCAGCAGGAUAGUUUUUUCUAUGCCAAUACGCUCACCAAAUUAUUCGAGCAUAUCGCGCAGAUUAUUGACGGCCAUGGAGGGCUUGUCGAACGUCACUAUGGUCCACGGAAGAUGAACAGGGUGAUUGAGCGCUUGCAGCUGGAAGCGGAUGUACAAGGCGGAAUUGUUCUCGACACCUGGAGCGACGAGCGGCAUAUUGACCGCAAGUUGAUGGACAUCAAAUCAUACGCGUUUAUCUUUCUAGUGCAGAGCUUUCUCCCACCACAGCGUACUGCAACGCCAUCAAACACUUUGGCCACCCAACAAAGCGCGGAGGACGAAGGUGUAGACAUGAAAGAGAUAGACGGGUUGUUGAAUGAAAUGACUGUCAUGCUAGGCCGAUGGUCACUUUACACCCGCUUCCUAGCCGAGACAUGCAAUGCCAACGAUGAGCACAAGUUCGAAUUUCCCCAGUUCCUGAAGGAAUCUUCGCUUUCUAGGAAAAUUGGGGACCGGCUUAUAUCCCCCUUCAACACCAUGACAACGUUUUUCUUCCGUCGAUCAGUUGAAAAGGCAUUCCAGCUGGAUGAGCAGCCCACGGGCUUGACUUUGAACCCCCAGCGGCCAUUAAAGGCAGAUCCGCCCCAUAUUACGUCGGCAGUUGACGAUAUCAUGUAUAUCGUCAACAAGGUUCUGCAGCAGUCUCUGGCGACGUCGCAAAUUGCUGUCGUCACCAGUGUCGUCCCUACCUUAUCACGCGUGCUGGGAUCCGAUUUCAUCGGGAUGACCCAACGCAAGAUGCGCGACGAGUGCUAUCCGCGGGCUGCCCACCAGGGUUCCUCUCCCCCAGAGCACGUCGUCAUCUCCUUCCUAGUCCUGAUCAACAACCUCGACGUCGCCGUCGACUACAUCCGACGCAUCAUCCAAAACAUCACCGAGUCCAAGAAGACCAUCACUCAUCCAGACGGGCAGGUCGAAGAAACCGACCAACUCCACACGCUCUUCCCAUCCCCAAGAGACGCAACCCUAGUCUCCCAAACCCUCAGCUCGCUCUCCACCACCUUUGAGGCGAAGGUCACCGACCUCCUCACAGACGGCAUCCAAGUCGUCUUCAACAACAUCAUCAAACACCGCCUCCGCCCCGUCCUCUCGGACGCCUUCCGCGACAUCGAAUACCAACCUGCCUCUGAUACCGCUCCAUUAACAACCUACCACUCCGACCUCGAGUCAUACUCCGACACCGACUCCAUUCCCCCGGAGAACGAUCCCGACUCACCGCGCGAACUAGUCCGCCCCCGCUUCAGCACCGCAUGGACGGAGCUUCUAGCACCCAUCCUCCGAAUCCUAAACCCCGCUGCCUUCGAUCGCCUUCUAACAAUAACGAUCGCGUACCUGGCGCGUCUGCUCGAAAAGCGCCUCUGGGCAUACCAUGGCCGCGUUAACGCCCUCGGCGCAACGCGUCUAGAGCGCGACGUUGCCGGCCUCGUCAGUGCUGCGGUUAGCGUUGACGUCCAUGGCUCUGGCGGAGCAAAUGUCUCGGGAAGAUACAAGCACCGCGAAGCCUUCGGGCGGUGCCUCCAGAUAGUUCUUGUUAUGGGGAUGGAUGAAGAUGAGUGGGAUGAUGUGUUGCGGGGUGGAGAGACGGCGGAUGUGCUUGAUAAGUUGAGUGGGGAUGAGAGGAGGAGGGUUAGGGGGAUGGUGAGACGAUAG
This is a messenger RNA of Aspergillus mulundensis, 2463 nucleotides long. Its product is annotated as Golgi transport complex subunit COG4. The record is from RefSeq and is a predicted model, not a curated record. Lineage: Eukaryota; Fungi; Ascomycota; Eurotiomycetes; Eurotiales; Aspergillaceae. The transcript has 2 exons. The coding region runs from base 1 to 2463 and encodes 820 amino acids.